Molecule: messenger RNA, 4755 nt
Organism: Didymella exigua CBS 183.55
Lineage: Eukaryota; Fungi; Ascomycota; Dothideomycetes; Pleosporales; Didymellaceae
Exons: 5
Coding region: 99-4703 (1534 amino acids)
Biological process (GO): intra-Golgi vesicle-mediated transport; early endosome to Golgi transport
Cellular component (GO): TRAPPII protein complex
Source: RefSeq, a predicted model, not a curated record
GCAACGUUCACUCACCCUGGGAGCAGACACGUGAGGCUGAGACAGCAUCGCUCUUCAUACAACGACCCUACAAAUCAUCAUCAUAUUGCACGUGUUUCAUGAGCGUGGCUGAAGAUGUUGCGCCAGCCUUAGGUGCCCCAGAAGAUGCCCCUCGGCCACAGCAAUACGAACUAGCGGUGAUGGAUGGGUUGUCUAGCUCUAAGGUCACGGUCGAGUACCACGAUCCGUCGGGCGUGUUCCCAUUGAUUCAAGAGGACUUGACGGCGCGACUACCGCUUCGGAACCUGCACUGGAAAGCACCAACAAGGCCCCUCAGAUCCAUUGACUCUCUCCAUGUGGACCUUGUGCCUACCAGCGAGUCGACCCAGGAUGCAAGCGCCGAGAAAGAAAGGCGCCAUCAAAUUCCGGGCCUACGUCGAACACCUUAUCUGAAGGUGUAUCUCUUGAGAUGCGAUGAUUCGGAAGCCUACAAGGGCACAGCACGUAAACAGCUGCGUGAGUGGAUUAAGGAUCACACACCGCCAGCUCAGAGCAGCUCAACGAGCUCGCAAGAGAACCACGACGCCUACGAAUGGAUGAUCAUCCACGUUGUCUUGCCCGAUACAGCUGCAGCAAGUCAGCCACGUGGGUCUGGAAGCGCCGCAACCGGGGACAAGGAAAAGACCGGCGCGACUUCUGUCUUCAAGAGGACAUCGACUACCAUUCUCGAGAAGAUUCGUGCAGACUUCAACAUUGCUUCAAAGUCGGCGCCCGAUCGAGUCGCACAAGUACGGCUAAAGAAAGAACGUGUGCCUCCGCAGAUGCUGCCUGCCGCAGGCUUAGUCGCAUCACCAGCUACUCUUGAGACCCAACAGGAGUAUGAUGGUGCUUGGGCAGAUGUAAUUACCAGAUUCAAGACACUGAUCUUGUCUUCUUUCGAUCUGCGGGUCAGUCAAUACGAGGAGGAUAUUCGCAAGAACGAUUCGCAGCGCUCGCUCCCAGGCUGGAACUUCAACACUUUCUUUGUCUUGAAAGAAGGACUGGCGCGGGGCUUCGAAAGUGCAGGUCUUAUCGACGACGCGCUUCUCGGUUAUGACGAGCUUUCAAUCGGACUCGAUACCGUUAUUCGUGACCAGGCAGACGAUGGUAGCGCCCUACAAAUGCUCAACCACUCCGAGGAUUUGUAUCAGCAAGCGGCCAAGGUCCUAGAACAGGGCCAAACCGCUGAUGGCAAUAAGCAGGAUCGUGUGCAAUUUCACGACGACAAGCCUAUCGACGCCAAGAAGAAAGACUAUCGAGGGCUCAUUUUAGCUAACAACAUCUCAAUCUUUGAGUUCAGGGUGUACAUCUUCGCUCGUCAGAUGUCGAUUCUUCUUAGAAUGGGUAAUUCGCAGUCAGCACGGGCAGAUCUGGCAAAUAAGCUCCAGCCGCGGCCAAAUGCCAGUGUAAAUCAGAGGUCGAUCGAUGAUAGCCAUCUUGGUACCAGCUCGGAUAGAAGCGUCCUUGACUCUGAAGAUCUGCUUUCGCUAGCUGAACUUUGUACACGAGCGCUCAACUUCGUAACCUUCGCCGGUCGGCUGUUGCGGGAAGACCUGAUCAACGGUGCCAAAUUUCACGAAACCACCUUUCCAGAGCAGCUAGUCGAAAAUUUGGUGCGAUCGUGGACAUUUUCAGCGCUGGAUCAAGUGCUGCGCGAAACCUCAACAUCGUCCCUUCCGUUCACAAAGCUUGCGAAAGAAGCCAACACAAGUUCGCCCGGUAAAAGCCGUUCUUUCAGUGGUCGUGGCAAAGAAAAGCUGGGGCCAGAACCCAAGACUAUGAUACACCCAUCUCGUUCAUCGUCCCGCUCAGGCUCGACAGAGGCUGCCUACCUACAGCCUUCGACGACUGGCCAGGUAGUGUACGAAAAUGGGCAGUACCAAGAUCGAGUAGCUCUUGCACAACCAGGCAUGGUCAAUCAAUCAAAAAACGGUUUGAUGGAUCUGGCUGGUCAAAGAGCACAGCUGAUCGGUAUCCAACGCAGGCUUCUCGAGCACGUUGGAAAGUCACUGGGAUGGGCUGUGGGCUGGGCAGCAAUCCUUCCUACUCUCAGCCAAAGCGAAGACUUCGCUGAAGUCAAUCUUGGCGAGGAUGAAGAAGACGAGGAAGAAGCAGAGGGCGCCACGAAUGCUAGAAAUGUCGCGCGACCUGUUCAUGCCACCUCUGGAAUAUCCUCGACAGCUCUCGUCAACGCUGCCACGUCUCUCGAUCACUUCCGCCAGUUUUACGAGACGCUCAGCGACCAGAUCUUCCAGCACUAUCGUGCGGCUGGACAGAUCAAGUCCGCAGAAAGCAUCACUGGUGAUCUGGCAGCCCUACGUUACGAGCUUGGUGAUUUUCGAGCGGCAGCAACGUAUUUCGGUAGCAUGGCUGGCAUUACAAACAAGGGCUCACCAGACGCAAGUCUGUCACUCUUUGCUAAGAGCAGAUGGAACACCGUUGUGGCGACCAUGCUGAAGAUGUACGCUCGUUGUCUCAAGAAGCUCCAUCGCAAGGAUGAGUACAUUCGAACGCUUCUCGAUCUACUUGCCAGAUCAUCCGCCAGUAGGAUCUCGUUGAGCAGCUCAUCCAAGCGAGCGAACGACGACGGCAUCUCCAACGUGCCAAACGACUGGCUGAAUGACGACAGAGUUGACACUGGUGGUGUGUUCAAUGAGCUUGUCAACUACUCGCAGCAGCUGCCGUACGAUGUGUCUGUUCAGAUGGCCGACUACUUUACCGACAUCGUUGUGGAGCCUUACCUACAACACUACGAAGAUCAAGAUGGCUUCCAACUCCGCCUCCAGUUCAGACAUAUCCUAGAAGAUGAAAUCGAGGUUCGCGCAGCCAAAGUCAGGUUGGUCAGUGCCAAUUCGACUACCGCUAAAGACAUCUGGCUGGAGACACCUGAGGCAAUUCCCAUCAAGAAGGGACUGACCCAGGUGUGGGUUGGAUGCAAUGUCAAUACAACCGGGCCAUAUACAGUUGACAAGAUCGUUCUCGAAGCCAAACGCAUUGCCUUCGUGCAUGAGCCCGUCAGCAAAACGGAGGCUCCAACUCCCCUCGGCAUCAUUGCCUCGGCAUCCGUUACGUCUUUGAAAGCUGCGAAAAAGGCCCGUGUCCAGUGUUUUCCCCGCGCUGAAGCACUUGACGCCCGUGUCUACCUGUCCCACUUCAUACACAUCGACAAACCACGGCAUAUCGAGAUCUCUUGUUCCAUAGGCGCAAAUGAGGUCGAGCGGGCAGAAAUCCGCCUGAAGUCUGCUUCAGCUGGGCUGCGGCUGCGGACCGCGGAGGCAAGUCUGGAGUCAGAAGAUGGCGUCAUAGAAGACAGUCAGAAGCCUGGUGUGAUCACAGUUGGAGCAAUGUCGGCAAAUUCCAGCAUCACCCUGAAGAUUCCUUACGAUAUGGAGACAAUCCUCCAGGACCUCGCUGUUAGAGCUGAAAUUGACUACCACACCGCAGUUGGUCAGUUUCAGUACUUUUCAUCAUUCACCAUUCCGGUCGAACUACCACUGGACGUCAAUGUACACGAUCACUUCAAGGGCAAGUCGUUGUUUUCAAAGUUCAAUAUUAAAACGGCAAAUCAAGCCCCACUAGAGCUACUCGAUACUGAGCUUCAGGGGUCAGAAGAGUUCGAAGUCCACGCGCCAAAGAGGUCAAAGAAACAUAUGCACGUCUUUGUGAAUCAGCCAGCAGCGGUGACAUACAAGAUCAUCAGAAAGGCCGCCAGCGCCGAAGAGCAAAUGCAGACUAAGCCGACUGGAAGUCUAGCCCUUGCGGUAGAGUACCGUUGCUUGAGCGAAGACAUUCUCGACCGCUUGAAAGCACACUUUGCCGCUUCUCUCAGGGGCAGUCCUGUUACUCAUCUCAGCCGGCUCCUGUUAGCAGCCUUUGUCGAGCGUGCCGAGCGAAAAAUCAUACCCUACCAGUACGAUAAUAUCGCACUGCUCGAGAAGGUAGAUAUGGGUGUGUUCGAAGAGAUGGAUUGGGCAGAAUGUCUGGAAAGCCUACCGCAAUCUGCGCGUGAAGAGACGCGAUCAUGGAUGCAAGGCUGGCUGAAGGACAACAAGACAGUGCACUUACUAAAGACCAACACAUCAGCUCCUGCAGCCACGUCCGCGCCACCAUCUCCCCAUCCACCUCGGCGUAUGGUCAUUACGGUUUCUAUCCCUCAGGUCCACAUCUUAAAUACCACUUCAUUGGACCUCACGUCUUUGUCCCAUCAAUCGAAGAUCGCUGUCGUUGGCCAACCCCUCCAAGCAACCCUGCAUAUCUCGCACACCCGCCGAUGGGCUUCAUCUGCAUCGCUUGUUGCUGCAGCAAACCUUGACACCGCGGAGGACCCUAUCGAGUUUGUGUAUACCCUCGACGCAUCACCGGAUCAAUGGCUUAUCGCCGGUCAACGCCGUGCCCUUUUCACAGCCACGAAAGACGAAACCAAAAACUUCACGAUCAUGCUCAUUCCACUGAAAGCAGGCAACGCGCUGCUGCCUAGUGUGGAUAUCAGGCCGAGGGUCAAGCCAAAGGAGAAGGAUGACGGCAAGGCUGGUGACGAAGAGAUUCUCAAUUGUGAGACAGAUUACUUGAGUUACGGGGAAAGUAUCAUGGUUGUGCCAGCCUUCCAUAGUAGUAGUACUGUUGGUAUUGGUGACAUGAGUUUGGGCACAAGCAGCGUUGUUUGGCUAGAGAGUGUGGGACAGUAGAAACGAGAACAUACUUAGCAUGUAGAUUCUACGUGUUAAACUUUUGCGCGAC